Molecule: messenger RNA, 1569 nt
Organism: Labeo rohita (rohu)
Lineage: Eukaryota; Metazoa; Chordata; Actinopteri; Cypriniformes; Cyprinidae
Gene: osr2
Product: odd-skipped related transciption factor 2
Exons: 4
Coding region: 361-1227 (288 amino acids)
Biological process (GO): embryo development; urogenital system development; regulation of transcription by RNA polymerase II
Cellular component (GO): nucleus
Molecular function (GO): RNA polymerase II transcription regulatory region sequence-specific DNA binding; DNA-binding transcription factor activity, RNA polymerase II-specific
Source: RefSeq, a predicted model, not a curated record
UUUCCCGUACAUUUGAAUGAUGCGGCCAGAGCGUCUUUGAUACAGGAAGUAAAUAACUCCUUUAUUGAACCUACAGAUGAUGAUGUUUGUCGAAGUGUUCUGGGAAACUCUCCUGACUGCUGAAUGGAGGGUUUCAGGCGAGGUGCUUUGAAUAGAGACGUGGCUGUACCUGAAAUGUCGCGUUCGGGGUGUUUCUGAAGGCGGGGGGCAGGAUGAGCGCAUGCGAGGGGGCUGCGAAACCACAGCAGGUACGGCUGACAUCCUGUCUCACUGUAGCUGCUCCGUCUCACUCAAGCUCCAGGAAAAGCUGCUCACCAUCUUUCAGUCUGUUCCAGGAUCCUGCUCGAGUUCGGUCCCGAGAUGGGCAGCAAAGCUUUACCGGCCCCGAUCCCGCUGCACCCGGCCCUGCAGCUCAACUACUCGUUCCUGCAGACGCUCAACACGUUCCCCGCGGCCGUGGAUCAUCUGUACGGGCUGAGCUCGGUCCAAACCAUGCAGAUGAAUCACUGGACUCUGGGCUACCCGCCCGUUCAGGGCCUCGUGGACCCGCGCUUUCCGUUCUCGGCGGCUCUGCCGUUCGCCGCGCAUCUUUUCCACCCGAAACACGGAUCGGUGACGCGCGUCGUUCCCGCGCUGCACAAGGACAGACCCAGGUUCGACUUCGCUAACCUCGCGGUGGCGGCCACGCAGGAGGAUCCGCCUAAAGUGGGCGAGCUGUCCAAACUGAGCGCCGAGCUGGGCAAACUGUCCCCGGACCGAAAGCCCGCGCGCGGGAGGCUGCCGUCCAAAAGCAAAAAGGAAUUUAUUUGCAAGUUUUGCGGGAGACACUUCACCAAGUCCUACAAUCUACUGAUCCACGAGCGCACGCACACGGACGAGCGGCCGUACACCUGCGACAUCUGCCACAAGGCCUUCAGGAGGCAAGACCACCUGCGAGACCACAGAUAUAUUCACUCCAAGGAGAAACCGUUCAAAUGUCAGGAGUGCGGGAAGGGAUUUUGUCAGUCGCGAACUCUGGCGGUUCACAAAACGUUGCACUUGCAGGAAUCUCCUCACAAAUGCCCCACAUGCGGAAGAACCUUUAAUCAAAGAAGUAACCUGAAAACUCACCUUCUCACCCAUACAGACCUCAAGCCUUUCUCCUGCGGCCGCUGCGGGAAGGUGUUUCGGCGCAACUGUGACCUGCGACGCCACAGUUUGACACACACCCCACAGCAGGACUACUAACUAGUGAACUAACGAGCGCAUACGCAAACUCUGAUCUCGAGCCUCUGUUGCGGGCGGACUCAUGUUUGAUGGACGCCGCGGACACGCUUGCACCUAAACAGACUCUGUGAACUCAUGUAAAUAAAGUUUCUGUUGUUAUUUUUAUUAUUAGCUACCUGCAUCUGAACUCGACGUCUUUCGAAAUGUGGGAGAAUUCAUGGUGUAAAUAAAGCGGCUGAUCUCCUCCUCCUCACAGCCUCAGAUGAGCACGGGAUUAAUAAAAUAAUAUGUUUCAGUCAAAGACAACAAAAUGUGAGUGACAAGAGACGGACACAAUUAUGCUUUAAUAAAAGAGUUAUGUUU